AAAUGCUCCAGGCAGAUUUCACUUUUGUAACAUUUUUUUUUCUCCCUAGGGUUUUCCCACACCCUCAAAAUUGAGGUCAUCAUACUGUACUGGUGCUUACUGAUGUACCUGAUCACCUUGUUGGGUAACCUAACUCUAAUCUGCAUCACUAUCCUAGAUUCUCACCUACACACACACACGUACUUCUUCCUGAGCAACCUCUCCCUUUUAGACAUCUAUUAUACUUCUUUUGGUCUUACUUUGUUGCUGACAAACUUUGUUUCAGGGUAAAACACCAUCUCUUUCUCAUGCUGCUCGACGUACUUUUCUCUGGCCAUGGGCCCCACUGAGUGUGUUCUCUUGUCCAUGAUGGCAUAUGACAGGUAGGUGACCAUCUGCAAACCCCUGAGAUACCCCGCCAUCAUGAACAAAAGCGUUUGUGUGCAGAUUGCAGCUGGCUCCUGGGUGACAGGCAGCCUUACAUCUUUGGUAGAAACAGUCUCUGUGCAACUAUCUCUCUAUGGAAAUAAUACCAUCAAUCAUUGCUGUGAAUUUCUGACUAUCCAGAAAAUAGUUUGUGUGGACACUUCCAUGGUGCAGUUAAUCAUACUGGUGAUAACUACACUUCUUGAUCCUAUGCCAGUGCUCUUAAUUUGUGUCUCUUAUGCAUUCAUCCUCUCCAAUAUCUUGAGAAUCAUCUCAGUGGAUGGUUGAGGCAAAGCCUAUUCAACAUGAGCAGCCCACCUAACUGUGGUGGUUUUGUUCUAUGGAACAGGUUUUUCCAGGUACCUGAAGCCCUCAUCUCUCGAUUCACAGGAAACAGAUAAGUUUAUAGCUUUGGUAGAUGCAGGAGUAGCUCCUAUAUUGAAUCCCAUCAUCUACAGUCUGAGAAACAAAGAGGUGAAAACAGCUAUGAAAAAAUUACUUAUUAGAAAUCCUUUUGUGCCAUCUUAA
Messenger RNA from Condylura cristata (star-nosed mole), 933 nucleotides. RefSeq names its product olfactory receptor 13F1. Gene Ontology annotation, biological process: G protein-coupled receptor signaling pathway. The record is from RefSeq and is a predicted model, not a curated record. Lineage: Eukaryota; Metazoa; Chordata; Mammalia; Eulipotyphla; Talpidae. Gene Ontology annotation, molecular function: olfactory receptor activity; G protein-coupled receptor activity. Gene Ontology annotation, cellular component: membrane.